Acaulospora colombiana is the source of this 600-nucleotide messenger RNA. The record is from the annotation of a GenBank genome assembly. NCBI's taxonomy places the organism in Eukaryota, Fungi, Glomeromycota, Glomeromycetes, Diversisporales, Acaulosporaceae.
UCUAAUAAUGUUGAUAUGAUUUGUGGGUGCAUAGAAACUGGGAGUGACUGGCAUAACGCUUGGUAUUCUACUCGUAAGACUUCUUUCACUUCCGAAGAGGAUAGUUUGAAUUUUUUGAGUUUGCGGGAAGGUUGUUUGAUGUCAGCCAAGACCAGCUCUUUAAUGGGAGAGCUGAGAGUCGAGUCUGGUGAGGACUGUGAAGAACUCGAAGAGCCGAGAAUUGAUAGAAGGUCGAGAGCAGAGUUGAAAAUAUCUUGCAAUGAGUUGAUGCCCUCCAAGGGCGGGUCUGAAGAAUUGGAAUCGGGCAUGGUUGGGAACAGGUUUAGGUGGGAGGCUGGGAAGUCAUUCCUUGUUCCUGUCUCCCUAGUCGCCGUCCAUUGCUCUAGCUGGCAUGCUUCUGGUCAGCACCUGAUGGAUGCAAGUGAUGCAUCCAUCAAAAGGCAACUUCUGGAAAUCCAGGAUGCCUUACUUGAUGCCUAUGGCAAAGGGCCAGAAGAAUUAUUGGUCUUCUUAAAGACUUGGACUGACCUUAAAGACCGCUUGAUUGCGGCUGCUUCCGCUAAAUUAUUAUCUACCGAAACUCUACAACUUGCAGCUGAU